UUAGCUGAGAAAGAGAAGCAAAAACUGCAAGUAUGGUCUCGAAUUAUGCCUUGUAAAGAGUCAUUUGCAUGGGCCAUGAUUCCUCUGUUUGAAGGUAACCAUGCGGGUGGUCUUAGUGAUGCUGCUUAUCCUAGCAGUCCUUUAGCAACAAGUUUACCAGGAUCAACUUCUCAAGAUAGUAUUGUGGACCCUAUUUUAAAGCUUACUUUAGAUGGAAAAGUGAACCAUUACUCGAGUGGAAGCUCAGUUAUUGUAGAGAUAUCAAACCUAAACAAAGUGAAGGAAAGCUAUAUAGUGGACUCCCUCCAAGAUCCAAAACGGAAAGUACAUAAACCAGUGAAAGGUGUAUUGAGAUUAGAAGUGGAAAAACUUCAUGGUGGCCACAAUGAUGUGGAUAACACUUCUGAAGGCGGAAGCAUGGCCAAUGAUUUGAAUGAUGCUGGUGACAUCAAUAAUGGCAGAAGCAACAGAAGUUGCUUUGAUGGGAUUCACAGUUUUAUGAAUUCUAUUGCCAUUGCCCAGAAAGAUGCUCAUCAUAAUGGAAUCAUUUCUAAUGCUGAGAAUGGUGACAAUUUUGAAGCUUUUGACUUUCGGAUGCUGACCCGAAGUGAGCCGUUUUCACAACUUUUUCAUUGCCUCUAUGUGUACCCGUUGACUGUUAGCUUGAGCCGCAAAAGAAACCUGUUUGUUAGAGUGGAACUGAGAAAGGACGAUUCUGACAUCCGAAAGCCUCCAUUAGAGGUUGUUCAUCCUAGGGAGCGGAAUAUGAAGCUACAGAAGUGGGGCCAUACACAGAUUGCUGUUGGAACAAGAAUGGCUUCCUACCAAGAUAAAGUUAAAAUCAGCCUACCUGCUCUUUUGACACCCCAACAUCAUCUUGUGUUCACAUUUUUCCAUGUAGAUCUUCAAAUGAAACUUGAAGCACCGAAACCAGUGAUCGUUGGGCAUUCUGUACUUCCACUGUCGACACAUAUUCAGUAUGCAUCAUCUACUCAAUUAUUUUUUAGUGUAGUAGCAACAUUAUAUUACUCUUUGUCACUUGUCAGCUGCUUCAAAUAUGAGACCACAUCCCACUCUCAGCCAUUACUGUUUUAG
Messenger RNA from Zea mays, 1095 nucleotides. Its product is annotated as guanine nucleotide exchange factor SPIKE 1. The coding region runs from base 46 to 1095 and encodes 349 amino acids. Gene Ontology annotation, biological process: positive regulation of GTPase activity; small GTPase-mediated signal transduction. The record is from RefSeq and is a predicted model, not a curated record. Gene Ontology annotation, molecular function: guanyl-nucleotide exchange factor activity. The transcript has 5 exons. NCBI's taxonomy places the organism in Eukaryota, Viridiplantae, Streptophyta, Magnoliopsida, Poales, Poaceae.